CAAUCUCCAGUUCUCCAGUUCUCCCCUCCCCCAGCAAAAAAAAGAAAAGAGAAAUAAUCACAAUCCUCUCCCCGAGAUCUCUCUCCCGGGCACCGAUUCGUUUUCUCAACAGUACCCAACUCUCUACUUCACUGUUCAUCGUCAACACUUUUUUCAUCAACGCGCGCGCUCUCUCUCUCUCUCCGCCAUUUUUUCUUUACUUCGAGAAACCGAAAAAAAGAGCCAAGUGAAGUCCAGUCAGUCAGUCUAUCAAGAGAGGAUUAAAAACAUGAGCAAUUUAAAUCUGGGAAUAAAAUUUGCAUAAAGAGUAAACUUGGGUUUUCAAAGACCUCUGUAAAUUCUGAGGAACAGUUAACAGAAGCUAAAAUUAUCUGUUUUUUUUUUUUUUUCCUUUGGAAAUCCCUUCAUGUUUUCUUUCUCAGAUCCAUUUUUCUUUUCCAUGAACCCUUCAAUUCCUUUUCACCCGAAUUUCAUUGGGGUUCGAAAUUUGCAUCGGUUUUAGGUUUUUUUUUUUCCUGGCUAUGGGUUUUGUGAUGCGUGCAUAGAGUUGCUCGGUCAAGACUAAAUUGUUAAGGGAUUUUGUUUAUUUUAUUUAUUUUUUUAAUCGUAUAUUGAUGGGAAGUUCUGCUGAGUGCUGCCCUAAAUCUAUUGAUGCGUCGGCGGGAGGGUUGGUUUGGGUGCGCCGGAGAAACGGGUCGUGGUGGCCGGGUCGAAUUAUGGGCCAGGAAGAAUUGCUAGAGAGCAGUACGGCUUCACCGAGGGCAGGGACUCCGGUUAAGCUCCUAGGAAGAGACGAUGCAAGUGUGGACUGGUACAAUCUUGAGAAGUCUAAACGGGUGAAAGCUUUUCGUUGUGGGGAGUAUGAUGAAUGUAUCGAGAAAGCUAAGGCAGCUGCUGCUAAUAAUUCUAAGAAGGUAGCUAGGUAUGCACGCAGGGAAGAUGCCAUUCUUCAUGCUCUUGAAAUUGAAAGUGCUAGCCUAGGAAAUUCAAGAAUAGAUAAAGAAGAUGGAAUACAACAUCUUAUUGAAGAGCCACCUAUUUCACCCCAUCCCCAUCAAGAAAGUGAAAAUGUGAACAAGGAUGGUAACAGUUCUGAAGAGUAUUCAAGUUCAGAUCCAGAAUUGUCUGAAUCUGAUCCCUCCUUUGAAGAGGCAAACGCUAUUAGUGCUUUUAAAGAACAAUCUGUACCAGACGAUAAACAUCAAAUCCUAAAUGAUUCAGAGGAUGAUGGAACUCAAGGAGCUAAGCGUAUGAGAGGUCUUGAUGACCUGGGGACAGGGGCGGUGCAAUCAUCGAAGAGAAAGAGAUCUCAAAUGGCACAUGUUCGUGAAUUUCUAAAAAAGAAAAGCCGUCGCCGUCGCUUGAUGAAAGUUUUGGAGACUACAGCCAUGGUGUCUGUUCCUGUUGUCUGUGAAGACAUUCCCAGUCCAAAUGGAUCUGAUAUUGUUGGAACCUCUGGUAGCAAGGCAAUGCUAAUUAACAGUAAAUCUGAUGAUGCAGGAGUUUUAUGUGAGAAUGGAACAUCGAUUAAUGCAUCCAAGGAUACUUGUGCUUCUUCCUCUGCUAACUGCAAGCUGAAGGAGAAUGCAAUUCCCAGCAUUUCAGGGUCACCUGAAAAUGGUGUUUUAGACAGCCUAUUUGAUGUUCCAUUUGUGACAGAAGAAAAAAAUUCUGCAGGCUUGUCCCCGAUUGUAUCUUUAGCAUCUCAGAUUGGUGCUGGAGAAAAAUCCAGCCAAAACGGUCAAGUCGGAACCAUGUCAUUAGGGAAUGAUGAGUUUAAUGAGUCAGGAUCUAGAAGUUCGGGUAAUACAGAGAUCCAUGAUGUUAGCCAGAGGCUAGAGAAGGGGACUUCGAAAUGGCAGUCAAAAGGAAAGAGAAACUCCAGGCACUCGCGUCAAUCUAAAAAAUGUGAUUCAGGGAAACCCGUGGGCACGAAUGAUAAAUCUGAUUCAUGCUUGGCGGCAGUUUCAGAAUUUCAGUUGGAUGAGUUUCGAGGUUGGAGCAGGAACAUCAUCUCUCACGGAGAAACUCCCACGAAGGGACGAACAACCGAGGUGUUGAAUCCUCAGAGGUUACUGCCUUAUCGUCAGUCUCGUUUCACAGUGAACCCCAAGUACGAGUCAUCAGAUUUCCCUCUCAGGCACCACAAACCCCCCGAGUCCUUGCUCUACAAUGUCAAUCUGGAAGUGAAAUCUAGCUAUCGCCCACAACACGUUCCUUACAUUUCUUUAGUGAGCAAACUAAACGGCCGACCAAUCACCGGCCACCCAGUCACAGUUGAGGUAUUAGACGACGGGUUCUGUUCUCAACUGCUAUUGAGUACUUCCGAAUGCUAUAGCAGCAGUUAUGAUAACACCAACGCUGAGGAUAUGGUCAAUGGAACCAGACCGAGUUCUUGUGGCAAGGUUCCUACUAAGCAUCCUCCUCGCACUUCACCCUCCAAGUCAUCAAAAUCAAAGAAAAGCACUGCACUCUCAAAGAAGAUGAGGAAAUUGUCUUCGUUAACCGGUUCUCACAAGCAAAGUCAAGAGAAGAAACGCUCGGUACAGAAACUUAUAGGCCCUGUGGUGGCUUGCGUCCCCUUGAAGGUAGUGUUCAGUAGAAUUAAUGAAGCGGUACGAGCAGGCCACCGCAUUACUGGAACCAGCAAUGGUUGAAAUCAUCUUUUCCAGGCCAGACAUUUGGUUAUAGAGAAUUUUGUUAUCUUAGUUUUCAUCAUAUCAUACUUGGUUUCUGGCAUCAAGGUAUAAUCCUCUGGAAAAAUAGAGGAAAUGAAAUCCAACCCAGAUGCUACCUUGCUGGUUGGUAUACAUAAACUGUAACAUUAUUUGAGUUGUAAAGAAUGAUGGUCCCUCAAAAGACCUUAUAGUUCAGUUCAGUGCCAAAAGUUUGAGGUUUCAUGUUUGAUUUUUGUUCC
Ipomoea nil (Japanese morning glory) is the source of this 2917-nucleotide messenger RNA. RefSeq lists its product as uncharacterized. The record is from RefSeq and is a predicted model, not a curated record. NCBI's taxonomy places the organism in Eukaryota, Viridiplantae, Streptophyta, Magnoliopsida, Solanales, Convolvulaceae. The transcript is spliced from 4 exons. Bases 615 to 2657 code for a protein of 680 amino acids.